Phoenix dactylifera (date palm) is the source of this 1391-nucleotide messenger RNA. RefSeq lists its product as uncharacterized. Lineage: Eukaryota; Viridiplantae; Streptophyta; Magnoliopsida; Arecales; Arecaceae. The record is from RefSeq and is a predicted model, not a curated record.
CCCUCCCACCACCUUUCCCCCAUCACCCUCCCAUAUCCCUUCCUCUCCCUCCUCAAUCUCCCUCAUGGCCCUAUAAAUCUUGAACCAAACUCCAAGAAAGAACACAUCUCUUGGCUUUCUCUCAACCAAUACCUUCGACUCAACUCAAAACUCUGUCUCAAGUACUAGCUUCACCUUGUUUCAUAGCCAAAUCCAGGUGGCCAACAAGAAGACUUGGUAGUUGAUAGCCAUGGGCACUUUGGUAGGCCAUGUAGCCCCAGGGUUUGGGUUCUUAGUAGUUGGGCUAUGGCACCUCAUCAACCACAUCAAACUCCACUCUCUCCACCCCAGCUCCUAUGUUGCACCCCCAUGGUUCCCCACCCCAGUUUUUAGAUACCUUGAGCUCAUCCUGAUAAUACUCGGCAGCCUUGCCUCCAUCGCCAUGGAGCUCGUCAUCGGCCCAGAGACCCAUCAGCCCUUCGACACCGACGGAACCAUCCCCUCCAACCACCUCCACAACUUCGAGCACGCCUCCAUCUCCCUCACCUUCCUCAUCUACGCCGCCUUCGCCAUCGCCUUCGACCGCAUCAAGCUGAGGCAGCGCGCCGGGAUGACGCAGCUCCUCGGCGCCGUCGCCUUCGGCCAGCAACUGCUCCUGUUUCACCUCCACUCCGCCGACCACAUGGGCGUCGAAGGCCAAUACCAUUGGCUCCUCCAGAUCGUGAUCGCGGUGUCGUUGGCCACCACCUUGAUCGGGAUCUGGCUGCCGAGGAGCUUCAUGGUGAGCUUCGUGAGGUCGAUGAGCAUCGCGUUCCAAGGUGUUUGGUUCAUCGUCAUGGGCUUCAUGCUGUGGACUCCGAGCUUAAUUCCCAAGGGAUGCUUCAUGAACUCGGAGGAGGGGCACCAAGUGGUGAGGUGCCGCAGCGGCGAGGCCCUCGACCGCGCCAAGUCGCUGGUGAACAUCCAAUUCAGCUGGUACGUGGCCGCCAUGGCACUGUUCUCCAUGCUGCUCUACUUGUUCUUGACCAAGAGGUACCCCGAGGCGCCGGAGUACCUGCCGUUGGUGGAGGAGGGUGUUCAGGAGGAGGAUGAGGACUUGGAAUCCCAGAGGAAGCUCGAGGAGUCUGAUAGCUUUGUUCAUGCGGGAAAGGGGAUGAGGGCCAUGGAGCUUGAGAGGUAAGUGGAAGGAAGGGUCUUUUUCUUUCUUUUUCAUCACUCAGCCUUCUUUUAUUUGGUUUUCAAGGUGUUAAUGAGAUGGAAAGAUCGAUGCAGCUGGUGCAAGCUUAGGGGAUUCUUUUUUUGGUUGGAGCCUUCUCUGGUUGGAUGUAUAGAAAGUGGGGUUUUUAUUUGAUCUUGAAACAAUUGUAUCAAACUUUCUAGUGCACUUUUAAGUUGUCACAAUGUGAAAUCAA